Molecule: messenger RNA, 1641 nt
Organism: Camelina sativa (false flax)
Lineage: Eukaryota; Viridiplantae; Streptophyta; Magnoliopsida; Brassicales; Brassicaceae
Source: RefSeq, a predicted model, not a curated record
GUGAUGCAUCAUUUUGUAUUAUAGGGAAAAAAAAAAAAAAAAGCGAAAGGUAUUAUUAUCUUCUAACUAAAGCUUUUAGAGUCUUUUAAUUUUAUUUUUCUUUAAUAAGUAAUGGCCGUGACUGGAUCCUCCCCUCCGGCUCCGGUUUCUUGUUGUGCGUAUCCGGCGAAAUGAGACAAGUGUAUAGAGGAGCAACAGAGGUGAAUCUGAAGUGAUCAUCAAGUGCAUGUAAUUGUAGCCUCAAGAAUUUAUCCAACUUUUUUCUUCUUCGAAUCUUCUCUGCGUCAAUCCACACCCAAGGGUUUCCAAGGAAGAUGUGUCUUUCCCAUUAGCUAAAGAUAGUUUAUUUUGUGUCCGAUGGCGUCUACUCGUAAACCCAGUGGUCAUGGAGCUGAAGUCGAAGCUCAGAAGCGCUCCUCUUCGAAUAUUAAUACUAAGUCAGCAAAAGCCGAGAUUUUUGAGCCGAUGCAGUUACAAAGAUCAGCUACUGUAGGAGUUCCGGAGAGUAAACGGUUGCCAGAGUCGCUUAGGAAGCGAUCUAGUGACCCGGCUGUUUGUAAAGCCGAUUUUAGCUCCCUGUCCACCGUUCUUGAGCACGUAGAUUCAUUGACCAUUGAUGAAAAGAAAACAUCAGGCUUUGGCAGCGUCAAGACCAGCUCUGCUUCUGCGAAAAUGAGUGAUGGCACGAGCAGUCUCGGCAAGACAAGUGGAAGUGCCAAGCUAAGUGGCCGCCUUGAUUUCAUGGAGAGUGGCAAGAGCAGCAUCUGCAGAGGAAGCACGAGCAGUGAUGUGAGUGACGNGUUACUGUUUUCAAUAUGUGGCAGAUUUUACAUAGCAGAGUCACUGCUAGCUUUGGAAUACCUGCACAUGCUGGGGAUUGUGUAUCGAGAUCUUAAGCCUGAAAACGUUCUAGUCCGGGAAGACGGACACAUAAUGCUCUCUGAUUUUGACCUCUCACUCCGCUGUCUUGUCAGCCCAACUCUAGUGAAAUCUGCCGCCAUCGAGUCAGACCCAUUACGAAAAAACGUUUACUGUGUGCAACCUGCUUGCAUAGAGCCAUCCUGCAUCCAACCGUCUUGCACCGUCCCCACCACUUGCUUCUCCCCACGUUUGUUCUCAAGCAAAUCUAAAAAGGACCGUAAACCCAAGAAUGACACCGCAAAUCAAGUUAGGCCAUUGCCAGAGCUGGUAGCCGAGCCAACCGAUGCACGUUCCAUGUCAUUUGUGGGCACGCAUGAGUACUUGGCCCCGGAGAUCAUCAAAGGUGAAGGCCAUGGGAGUGCAGUUGAUUGGUGGACUUUUGGGAUUUUCCUGUACGAACUUCUCUUCGGGAGAACGCCUUUUAAGGGAUCAGGAAACCGACAGACAUUGUUCAAUGUGGUGGGUCAGCCUCUGCGGUUCCCAGAAACACCUGUGGUUAUGGACAAGACAUCCCUUGCAAGUCGCAAGAAGCUUCUCCGAGCUCAGACCGAAAGAGAGAUUCUCCAGUCUUUGGAUCACCCGUUUCUCCCUACCCUCUACACUCACUUUGAGACUGAGAAAUUCUCAUGCCUGGUGAUGGAAUUCUGUUCCGGAGGAGAUUUGCAUACUCUCAGGCAACGCCAGCCGGGGAAGCAUUUUUCUGAGCAAGCGGUAAAGUGA